UUUCCACCACUCCAUCCCCCGCCAGAAGACCAGGCUGCCACACAUCUACCAGAGGAGAGGUGGAGGGAGGCAGACAGGUGGAUUUAUCCGUGUGCUGGUUUGUUUUUUUUAACUGGGGUUUUGGAUGAGAGAUGAACUGAUGGAUUAUUCUGUCGGAGACACGAUUCCCACUCCUGCCGAGGGCACCCGAAUGGAGUAACAGGCUGCAAUGUCAUCUCCACCUGGCCGCCUGGAGAGAUGUGUCACAGGAAUGGGAUCAAGUUUGCACACUUUUCCUCUGGUGUCACUGUGAGAAGGGGCCAAAAUGUCAGUAAACGCACGGGUGAAGGUGGCCACCUGCACGCGCCCCCGCACCGCGCCUGCAAAACUCAGCAAUCCACGCACGCACUCGGAAGAACGAGGCGCAAAAGCACCGCGACCGCAAACCUGCAGCAGCCGCGCUUUGUGACACCGAAGGGUAUGAUGGGUGCUGUAGGCUGGAUGUUGGUCCUACUCUCCCAGAUUGUGGUGCCUGUGGCUUCCCAGAAGCUUCCGGGGCUCAGUGUGGGUGUGAUCUUGGGACAGACACGCCCUGUUGCUGAUCAGGAGCUCCGCCCACCUCGGCGUUCCGAUGAUGCACUUGAUGUCUCUGUGGUGAUACUGAAGAUCAACCAGACGGACCCAAAGUCUGUGAUUACACAGGUGUGUGAGCUGCUGUCACGAACUCGUCUCCACGGCAUUGUGUUCAGUGAUGACACCGACCAGGAAGCCGUAGCUGAGAUCCUUGAUUUCCUCUCCGUCCAGACACAGCUGCCCGUGCUUGGAGUCCAUGGAGGCUCUUCUAUGAUCAUGCAUGAUAAGGACGAGUUGUCCACAUUCUUCCAGUUCGGCGCGGCCCUGCAGCAGGAGGCUCUGCUCAUGCUCGCCAUCAUGGAGGAGUACGACUGGCAUGUUUUUUCUAUCGUCACGUCCAAGUUCCCCGGGUACCUGGAAUUCAUCAGCACACUGAAAAUAACUGUGGAUCACAGCUUUGUGCGCUGGGACCUGCAGAGUGUUGUGGUUCUCGAUUCUGCAGACGGCGACCAACACACUAAAUCACACAUUGCCCUCAAGAGGAUCCAGAGUCCUGUUAUAUUGUUGUACUGCUCCAAAGAUGAAGCAGAGUAUAUUCUGGAGGAAGCACGUUCCUUGGGCUUGGUAGGAGCUGGCUACAUCUGGAUCGUGUCCAGCCAAACCACUUGCAACCCAGACUUUACCCCUGAGGUGUUUCCACUGGGUAUGAUCUCGGUAUCCUAUGACGACUGGGAGUAUCCGUUGGAAACGCGGGUGCGUGACGGCGUGAGCAUCAUUUCCUCUGCAGCCACCUCCAUGCUGCGGGAGAAAGGGGAGCUGCCCGAGGCCCAGGGCAGCUGCUACAGCACGGCAUUGGACAGGAGCCCCGGCAAACUCCCGCCGAGCGCCCUCCGCAGGCACAUGAUGCAUGUGUGGAAUGAGGGACGAGAUUUAUCCUUUACUCCAGAUGGAUACCAGGCGAACCCGAAAUUAGUUGUCAUCGUCCUGAAUAGUGAAAGGAAGUGGGAGAAGAUGGGCCGUUGGGAGAACGGGACAUUGACGUUGAUGUUCCCGGUGUGGCCGAGGUAUAACUCACACGGGGAUGAGGAUGCAGAUGAAAACCAUCUUUCCAUCGUAACUCUGGAGGAGAAGCCUUUUGUUAUUGUCGACAACGUGGACAUCCUGACGGGAACCUGCAUGAGAAACUCUGUGCCCUGCCGCAAGCAUAUCAAGACGAACAGCACAACAGGAGGCACCUACAUUAAGCAGUGCUGUAAGGGUUUUUGCAUUGACAUUCUGAAGAAGAUCGCCAGAAACGUCAAGUUCACGUAUGACCUUUACCUGGUCACCAACGGAAAACACGGCAAGAAGAUCAACAACGUGUGGAACGGCAUGGUUGGCGAGGUGGUGUAUAAGAAGGCAGUAAUGGCCGUUGGUUCAUUGACCAUCAAUGAAGAAAGGUCUGAGGUCAUUGACUUCUCCGUGCCCUUUGUUGAGACUGGCAUCAGUGUGAUGGUCUCACGUAGCAAUGGGACAGUCUCUCCUUCUGCCUUCCUUGAGCCCUUCAGUGCAUCCGUUUGGGUGAUGAUGUUUGUGAUGCUGCUCAUUGUCACCGCCAUCGCUGUCUUCCUCUUUGAGUUUGUCAGUCCGCUGGGCUUCAAUCGCAACUUGGCCCAAGGCAAAGACCCGCACGGUCCAUCGUUCACCAUCGGUAAGGCAGUGUGGCUCUUGUGGGGCCUCGUGUUCAACAAUUCUGUGCCGGUGCAGAACCCAAAGGGCACCACCAGUAAGUUCAUCGUGUCCGUGUGGGCCUUCUUUGCCGUGAUCUUUCUGGCCUCCUACACUGCCAACCUGGCCGCCUUCAUGAUCCAGGAAGAGUUUGUGGACCAAGUGACUGGGCUGUCUGACAAGAAGUUUCAGAGUCCGUACUCCUAUUCCCCUCCGUUUCGCUUUGGAACGGUUCCUAACGGCAGCACGGAGCGCAACAUCAAGAAAAACUACCCAGAUAUGCACCAGUACAUGACCAAAUACCAUCAGAACGGGGUGCAGGACGCGCUCGUCAGCCUCAAGACUGGAAAGCUGGAUGCCUUCAUCUAUGAUGCCGCCGUGCUCAACUACAUGGCAGGUCGAGACGACGGCUGUAAGCUGGUAACCAUCGGCAGCGGUUAUAUCUUUGCCACCACCGGAUACGGUAUCGCGCUACAGAAAGGAUCCUUCUGGAAACGCCUCGUUGACCUGGCGAUACUGGGCAUCAUAGGAGACGGUGAGAUGGAAGAGCUGGAGGCCCAGUGGCUGACGGGAAUCUGCCACAAUGAGAAGAACGAGGUCAUGUCCAGCCAGCUGGAUGUUGACAACAUGGCAGGCGUCUUCUACAUGUUGGCCACGGCCAUGGGCCUCUCCAUCCUCACCUUCAUCUCUGAACACCUGUUCUACUGGAGGCUGAGAUACUGCUUCACCGGCGUGUGUUCCGGAAGACCUGGUCUGCUGUUCACCAUUAGCAGGGGUAUAUGGAGCUGUAUCCAUGGUGUCCACAUUGACAUGAAGAAGAAGACUCCAGAACUGGACUUCAGCCCUCAAGCCAACAUGCUGCAUCUGCUCAAAUCUGCCAAGUCCAUCGCCAUGACAUCUCCAAAACGCAACACUGUCCUCCUGCAGCCUGGCAUCCUCGAAAUUAUGUCGGGGAAAGGUACAGGUAACUCACUCCAUAGUCUGCCUCCGAAGGGUCCUGGUCUCUAUAGCAACGCCGCUGGUCCGCAGGGUUUCCUGUCAUUGUCCGGGCGACACAAAAACCUCCUUAACAAUGUUGCACCAUUUCCUAGCCAACAAAAAGGCCCCACUCUGCAGACCAGCCCCAACAAGCCCCAGCUGUCCAUCACCAACGACAACGGCAAGACUCGCCUCGCCGGGCCAGCAUGCACCACAUCAAAACCCCGAGCCCUUUGGAAGAAAAGUGUGGAAACAUUGAAGACCCAGCCAACAGGCCCCGGUACCAGUCCAGCCCCAGCACCUGGAUCUGGAUCUGGAUCUGGAUCUGGACCUGGACCUGGACCUGGUCCCGGACCCGGGCCUGGACCUCCAACGAUGAAAAGCCAGCGAUACCUUCCCGAAGAGCCGCCGCACUCUGACAUCUCAGACUGCUCCAGCCGGCCGCCAUCACAUAAAGACGGGGAGUCUAUGGCACCCAGGGGUGGAUUCAAGCCUGUCAAUCAGCUGAGGAAAAGAGUAACAGGAGGAGGUGGAGGCGGAUCCAAGAUCUAUUCAAUUGACUCAGACCAGGGGAGUCUGCAUUCUGCUCCACAGUACCAGCGGGAAAGCCAGACGGGAGGUGACGACCACAGUUAUCCUCCUGACCUGUUUCCACCCGACAGCAUGUACUCGCACACGCACCCCCACCAAGCAGACACGCCCAUUUUACAGCUGAGCGCCAGCCUGCUGCAUCACAGCCACAGCGCCGAGGCUGACCUGCACUCCCUGAAGGACAAGAAAUACAGCACCUACACGCACAGCAGUGUGAAGGACAAAUCUGCAGGCUCAUUUGACGCCGUAGGGCCGGGGCCACCGGGCACCAGGCCAAGCCACUGUCGCUCCUGUCUGGCCAAGCUGAGCAGCUACUCUGGCCUUUACACGGUUCGAGCCCCACAGACGCGCUGUGACGCCUGCACCCAUCUGGGCAACCUGUACGAUAUCAGUGAAGACCACCUCCAGUCGCACUACUCGCACACACACCCUCACCCACACAGCGGGGACAUGUUUACGCACUACCUUCCCCAGACCGAGCUGGGCCUGGUGGGUGAAGGAGACGGGCUCGUCAGCCACUUUGAGCCCUCCCCUUCUUCUCCUGGUGCGCUACCCACCUCCUCCUCUGUCCAGCACCUCCAGCUGAGUCGCCAGCACUCCUAUGAGAACAUGCUUCCAGACGGCAUUCCGGAGCGGCAGCCGCAGUCCCACGCCCACCUACGGGGGCUGAGUCUGUCGGACAGAGAGCAGGAGCUGACCCUGGAUGAAGGGGCGUACGCUAAUGUUCUUACAAUGCGCUCCGAUCGUCCUAUUAGCAGCCGCAGCCCGCCGUCUCCGUCACCCACACACCACCUCAGUCUGGACACCCCCAUCCCCCUCCCCAGGCGAGCAAAAAGCCUCUUUCCUGAUCGGCCGUCUCACAACCCUUUCAUCCAGUCUGCACCUGGCACAACACAACGAAAUCCCGCCCCCCAGCCUGCCACACGCCUGCCACUAAGAGGCUCUACCCACGAGCUCUAUAAGCAGAGAAUGCCGGUGUCGCUUACACUUGGUAACCAUGGUAGCCACCAUAUUAACCAGCAUGGCGGCUAUGUUGACCAGUUGUUCUACCCUCAGCAGGAGGUCCCCGUGGUGGCAUACAUGGUCCCACCUGCUGCCUCUCAACCAAUGAGCUAUGUGACAGCGCCACGAGCAUCUAGCGCAGGCGGAAACCGGCCUCGACUCUACCGCCGUAUGCCCAGCAUUGAGUCCGAUGUCUGAGACAAAGACAAAGGAGGCGUGCGGCGCCGGACCAGGCUCUGAUUCUAAGCACAUACAGUCAAACACUCAGAUGCACUGUAGGCGAGCGACAGGACGGCCUGUCUAGACUAAACGUGUAUCAGUGAUGUGUAGAAAAUGCAUCGUUUCUUUAUCGCACCCUCUGUAGGGUGGAGCUUGGUCCACAGGGACACUGUGGAGCAUUAGAAGCUGUCAAUACGUCUAUCAAGACGGAUCGAAUUCCUGUUGGAAUAAGAUGGACACUGUGUGGAUGCUCGAAGCAGCCGUUGGAUCUGAUGGUACAUCAAGAUACGGAGAGUGUUUGGCAGACAAGCUGAGCCACCCUGUCCCGCCAUCUCUCCAGCGUCAAGGAGAUGAAGGGUCAGAGAAAAGACCUUUGUUCAAAGAUCACGCACACCGUUCACCGAAGCACGUCCGGGACUCUCCUGUUGCACUAUGAUUUCUACCAUCAACCCGUCGUCUGAGCUGCCAGGCUGAGCCGCCAGCAUGGCAUCACGAGCCGUUAACUACGUUACAGUCAGCCGAACAGCACUCGGUAUUCUUACAGAGUGCGGUUGCAGUACCAAAGUGGGGCACUAAAGGCACCUUUUUGAAUGCUGUCUUUUUUUUUAAUUGCUUUGAUAGCAAUCCUGAUUUUCCUGAUUACUGCCACUAGAGGGCGACUUAUAGAUAAGCAGGAUGUUUU
Messenger RNA from Thalassophryne amazonica, 5731 nucleotides. It is a transcript of the gene grin2ab, whose product is annotated as glutamate receptor, ionotropic, N-methyl D-aspartate 2A, b. Gene Ontology annotation, cellular component: postsynaptic membrane; plasma membrane; postsynaptic density membrane. Gene Ontology annotation, molecular function: transmitter-gated monoatomic ion channel activity involved in regulation of postsynaptic membrane potential; NMDA glutamate receptor activity. Gene Ontology annotation, biological process: excitatory postsynaptic potential; monoatomic ion transport; long-term synaptic potentiation. The record is from RefSeq and is a predicted model, not a curated record. The transcript is spliced from 20 exons. The coding region runs from base 238 to 5028 and encodes 1596 amino acids. NCBI's taxonomy places the organism in Eukaryota, Metazoa, Chordata, Actinopteri, Batrachoidiformes, Batrachoididae.